AUGAACGGCGGCCCAUCUGGUUUCAACAACGCACCGGUGACAAGGACGAUAAUAAUUGCUAGCGCCCUUUUCACGAUCCUCUUUGGAAUUCGCGGUCGCUCCGGCAACAUCGGUUGGUCCUAUCAGGAUAUUUUCAAGAAACUUCAAAUAUGGAAGCUGAUAGUGUCAGUUUUUGCCUUUUUGUCUACACCAGAACUAGUUUUUGGAAUUUAUCUGCUGUAUUACUUUCGUGUAUUUGAGAGGCAAAUUGGUUCAAACAAAUAUUCUGUCUUUAUCUUGUUUUCAGUCUUCGCUGCUUUACUGCUUGAAGUCCUUGCACUAAAAUUACUCAAAGAUCCCUCCUUGACUGUACAAACAUCAGGACCCUAUGGUCUUAUAUUUUCUUCGUUUAUACCCUUCUAUUUCGACAUUCCAGUUUCAACAAGGUUUCGAGUGUUUAGCCUCCACUUUUCCGACAAGACUUUUAUUUAUUUAGCUGGUCUUCAGCUUCUUCUGUCAUCCUGGAAAAAAUCUCUGUUUCCUGGGAUCUGUGGUAUUCUUGCAGGUUCCCUGUAUCGCUUGAAUGUUCUUCACGUACGCAGGAUUAAGUUUCCCGAGUUUAUUACCUCAUUCUUUUCUCGACUUUCUUGGCCAUUCAUGGGGAGUACAUCACCCACUGCACCAGCUAGGAAUAUCCCGGGAAGUACCCCAUUCCAUGCAGGCCGCCAAGUGGAGGGGAACUAUCCUGCAUCCUUGUCGUCUACAAUAGAGCCACCGGAGGACUCGGUUGCCACACUGGUUUCAAUGGGGUUUGAGAGGAACUCAGCUAGGCAAGCACUGAUUCAUGCCAGAAAUGACAUUAAUGCAGCCACCAACAUUCUUCUCGAGUCACAAUCACAUUGA
This is a messenger RNA of Fraxinus pennsylvanica, 882 nucleotides long. The record is from the annotation of a GenBank genome assembly. Lineage: Eukaryota; Viridiplantae; Streptophyta; Magnoliopsida; Lamiales; Oleaceae.